AGGAACUAUUCGCUAGAAAGGCCAGAAGCAAGCAAGUCGUACGAAACCUUCGCGCGUACCACCGCCACCACCACCGGCAGCAGCAGCAGCAGCAGAAGCAGUAGAAGAAAGAAGCAGCGAGUAGCAGGAGAAGCAGAGUAACGAGAAGAGACAGAAGAACGACGAACGAGCAUCUCAUCGUCGCCAUGCGCCAUCUCACCAUAGCAACCAUCUUCGCCUCGAUCCUGUUCGUGCAGGCGACACUGAGCAUUCCCAGCCAGUGCAUCAGCGACGACUUCGACGACCUUCCCGAAUACGCGAAAUCCGUGUGCCUGUCAUUGCAACACCUCUACAAAACAUUCGACGAGCUAGCGAUGGAACGACUUCUAUCCGGAGGUCCAGCGGCCGAAAAGCGAGAUUUGCCUUUCCUGCGCUUCGGAAAGAGCGGUGAGUCCGACCGGGAAAACAGGACAGAACGAGAUGCCGUAACCAUGCAUGCACUGUGGGGGGAGCUUACGGGCGGUAAAGGAUAACUUACGGGUGGCGAG
Molecule: messenger RNA, 527 nt
Organism: Priapulus caudatus
Lineage: Eukaryota; Metazoa; Priapulida; Priapulimorpha; Priapulimorphida; Priapulidae
Exons: 3
Coding region: 186-512 (108 amino acids)
Source: RefSeq, a predicted model, not a curated record